This is a messenger RNA of Anneissia japonica, 4250 nucleotides long. RefSeq lists its product as uncharacterized. Gene Ontology annotation, molecular function: protein binding; RNA binding. Gene Ontology annotation, biological process: regulation of DNA-templated transcription. Bases 229 to 2565 code for a protein of 778 amino acids. The transcript has 4 exons. NCBI's taxonomy places the organism in Eukaryota, Metazoa, Echinodermata, Crinoidea, Comatulida, Comatulidae. The record is from RefSeq and is a predicted model, not a curated record.
CCCAGCUGAUCGCUGGCGAUCGAAACUCGCAGGGCUGCCGAUGGAAAUGCUUAGAAAAAUCUCACCGGAAGUAAGCAUCUGAGUGGUAACAAAUGUGUCCCUCUCAAUUCAUCACCGACACCACGAGGAGACACUAACUUUGAUUUUGACCAAAACAAAUUUUCGAAAAAAAACCGUGAAUUUCACUGUCAAGAUAUCAAAAUAGCCUUUGGGGAAUGCGAAUCUCUGAUGUAUAUAUCAAACCAACCAAUACACAAAAACAACGAAUUGAACCAACAUGGCAAACUUUUAAGAAAUCCAGACAGCAACGCCAACUUCAUGCAUGUUAACAGACCUUCAAUGGGUAGUGUGUCAUCACAGAAUCAAGCCACUGCCGAAAACGAUAACUUUCCUCCAGCAUCCUCUGAACACAGUCAGAACCGUCAGCCAGAAGGCAUUCAAGAAGAAAGUGUUAUUAGUGAAAAAGCUAAUGAGAACAGAAUUGAUGAAGAUGAUAGGGUACACAGAAUAUCUUGGGCACAGGACCUGCGUAGAACAUACGAUAGACCUCCAACUGAUGGACAAUCAUCGCCGCACAUUUCUGCAUCAAAUGGUAGACACUCUGCCAGUCGAGGCAUGUCUCCUGUAGAGGAGAAAUCAGCUAGGCCUUAUUCCAGUGCAUCUCCAGCACUAUUAUAUGCUACAAAUGCUCCUCACCUAGCCAAUCAUUCUGUGUUACAGUAUACUUCACCACCCAUGGUACAGUAUAGCACUGUACCUGGUUUUCAUUAUGCACCAUAUUAUGAGCCGUUUGUACAUCUGCCGGUUCAUUCAACAGUGAUGAGAACAGCACAGUCUUCCUGUUCAGAGAUGCUGGCAAAUAUGGGAAGCCAGGUGAGACCAGGACCUCUUUUACCUCAUUCCUUGCUACCGACCACUGUUCCUCCCUAUGGAGCAAUUGAGGGCUCACCAUUACCAUCGCCAAGGGAGUAUCCCACACCAGGCUAUCCCAUUCCCGGAAGUGGAAUCUAUGUUGUGGGCGUUGAACCAGGCAGUCGUAGCCGGCAUGCUUCAGGUGAACAGUGGCAAGGGAAUGAGAAAAAUGAAGAAAAUCCACAUCCCCAUCCUGCACGGGAGAGAUGGGAAAGUCAUGAGAGAAAAAUCCAUGAAGUUGAUGCUAAAACUGCUCAUAAUGAUGGAAAAAGUUCAAGAGGACCCUCUCCAAGAGAUUUACAUUCAUCAGGUCACCAUGUCCGAUUUAAAGAACCUCCAUACCAGACAGAACUGAAACAAGAAAGAGCGUACCACGAAUCACCAAAGGUAGCCCAUGUCCUUCCACUUCAGCCAGCACCGAGAAAAGAGCAGUAUCCACACCAGUUACCUUCUGGGAACAUGCAAUCAUUAUACGCUAACGCUCUGACCAUACAAACAUCAAUGCAGUCACCUCCACAACUCGUAUCUCCUCCGGCUGCAUAUUCCAGUUUGCAGUUACAGCUUAGUCCAACACCUCAGGUUCGCUCAUCAACGCAUGCAACAUUUUCGCAGAAAACUCAACUGGAUGUUAUUGAGUCACAGGAAGCUUACAAUACCUUACGAAUGAAAGAUUCUCCUAAAGCAGCCAAUAGAAGCGAUGUCAAGAUGUUACAUGGGACGAAUACUUCGCACACCUACCCUCAACCUGCUACUCACAAACUGACUGCCGAUGCAGAGUAUCCCGGUCCGUCCACCUUCCCCUCAUAUUUUACACGUGGCUCAGUGAUUCAGUUGGCUAGUGGUGUAUUGAAACGAGUGGAAGACUUGUGCACUGACGAUUUCAUCCAAAGUGCGGCAGUAACUGAUGGUCUUAAGAUUGAUUCAAGUACAGUAGUGAGAAUAGAGGAUGUAGCAAAGAAGCCGGUGGCUAUAAUCAGCUUCUCAGUAGGAGAAAACCGUGAACAGGUUACCGUUGAAGCUACUUUGGAACACCCUUUUUAUGUGUUUGGUCAUGGAUGGUCUUCAGUCAAUCCCGAGUUAACAUUGCUUCGAUAUAAUCUCGAAUGCCACAAACUUGCUGUCGGGGAUGUGUGUGUGUCGCUUACUCCAAAGGAAAAGCCCCCUUUCCAUAAGGAAGAACACCCAGAAACUAUUCAAAGGACUUAUACUGGUAAUAAAAGACAGCGAGUGACAUACUUGAAAAAUCCUUCAGAUCCAAGAGACAUUGAUAAGAAUAGGGAUCCAUAUAGCUCGUCUGAACAAAGGCAACACAUUAACACUGUUAACCCCAUGGAACAUUGGUAUCGCCCUCCAGGGAUACAUACGGACAAACAUAACAAUCUAGCCAGUGAACUGAAGUCUCUUGAUGUCUCCAGUUCUGGCUCUACAAGGAAUGUGUCACAGGUAAUGUGUAACACUAGAACAUCAAAUGCCUCUGCAAGGCCGGACAGCAAAUCCAGUUCCAUCAAAGGUAAGCAUACGUACCAGACUCUAGAGGAGGUAAAAGAGGAGGAGGAAGAACCUUCAGAACUGGUGACAAAACAAAAGACAAGCCAUGGAAAGACCAUUGAAGAGCCUGUAGACCAUCUUGCCAAGAUCACAAUUGCUCGAUGAAUACAAGAUGCUGACGACAAGUCUCCAUUUUUAAUGAGGAAAAAUUGAAUCUCUGGUGGCCAAAGUUAAUGGAUUUUUAAAGUCAACAAUUUUAUUUUUUACUUUGUGUGAUUCUUAGUGUUUUGUGCUGAUUAUGAAAAUGAUGGUUUUUGUUUUAGACAUGCAGUUGAAUUUGCUUGCUUAAAAAAAAAGCAUGAAAGCAUUAGUGACCAACUCUGGCAAAACCCUACAUUCGUCGCAAUUUCUAAUUUUGCACUAGCACCAAUCACAAUUUUGAUUUAAAUAUAAUAUAUAAUAUUAUUAAAGAACAUUUCUGCAAUAUAUCAAUCACUAACUCUAACUGAAGUGUAUAGUAAAAUAAUCCCAAUAUUGGUAAUGAACUAUUGAUUUUGGAACCUUUGGAAGCUGUUUUCUCAAAACCUACAUGGUUGAUAUCCAGUAAAUUAAACACUCAUGCAAAUACUCAACCAAUUUCCAUUAAAUAAACAUUAAAAGUGGAAUACAUGAAGAAUUUUAAAAUACCAAAAACUCCAAAAAUUUUUCAUUUUUCCUAGAAAACGGUUGGUUUUUUGCCAGAGCUGGUCGCAUUUUAUUCAGUGUUCAUUUAUAGAGGCUUCUCCAGUUACAUAACAUUUCGAGUACAGGUGAUGAUAGUUCAUUGUUGAAGUUUUAAAAAUAUAUGCUUUCUGUAAAAAUAUGAAAUUCUGUAUUGGACACUAUUAGUGUUAAUAAUAAUAAUGUAAAGUUCCUGUUCACCAUCCUCGUUUAAAAUAGCUUGCGUCAUUGUUUUUGGUGACAUUUUUGUGUCUGUCACUUUGAGAAUCAAUUUUUUGUCAAUCAUAACUCAGAAGCUUUUUUCAAUAGUUGGAACCAGGAAUACAUGCGUCCCACAAUAUACUCGACCAGUGUCUGGUCUACGAAUGGCUGUAAUUGUUAGGACCUUCACAAGUAUCAAAGUGCCAGGGUUUAAUGCACCAGUGACUUAUCUAAAUUUUUGAUGAAUGUACCGUAUAUUUCGCAAAUAAGGCAAUCUGUGUAUAAGCCGACCCCAAGUUUAAGAAGAUAUUUGGACGAUUUUUUUUAUAUCAUAAUCCCCCCCCCCCUGUGUUUCACUGUCGGAAUUCCUACAUUUUCCUGCUCUUUAUGGACUGGAUGCUGCAUCUAGCUGGUUAAAAACGGAGCCAAUUGAGGGCUAAUCUUCCAAAUAGUACCAUUGUAUGGUUAUUUCUGUUCAUCAGAAUCUUUAAUUUCCCCACAUUUAAAAUUGCGUUCAUUAGUAUCUUCAUUUCGGUAGUAAAUCUGCAUGUAAGACGAACAUGAUUUAAAAAUUAAACAUUUGUAUGUGACAGUUGCGCACAUAGAUGACCUCCUGUUUUUUUUAUUGUUAAUUGUUAUUUUAAGACUUGUCUUAUAUGCAGGAAUAUACGGUGAUUUUACCAAAACAUAAAAUUGCGUAUUAAUUAUUAUUACACGAUGAUGUAAGCAUUUCAUUUUUUUUAUUUUACUAUAUAUAUUUGUACACACUGAAGUUGAUUUCACCCUCGGGCCAUUUUGCCGUUGUUCAGUUAAACUGGAAGAGAUAUUGAAAUUCUUCAGAGAUAGGUGCGGAAAUUAUAAAGAACAUUAAUGGGUACAGGAUGUAAAUCCAAAGGUUGCUCCAUGUGAUUUUAAUAAUUUUUUUUUAC